This is a messenger RNA of Amoebophrya sp. A120, 6510 nucleotides long. The record is from the annotation of a GenBank genome assembly. NCBI's taxonomy places the organism in Eukaryota, Dinophyceae, Syndiniales, Amoebophryaceae.
AGUUGACCAGGUUCCUUUUUUGGCGACGCAGGUCCCCUUAUAUGCUCGCACUUGGUCAAGUAGAACAUCACACAGUAGGAGCCACAGUUUGAAAGUCCUCGUAAAUAAUAAAUCGUGUUUGGUUUAAGCAUUUGCUUUCGUGGAUCUUAUAUUUCACUUUUUCUUUUGAAGACAAAAAAAUAUACUUGGAGCAGCUGCCUCGAGCGAAGAAAAACAAAAUGUCGACUGUCCGUGGAGGUGCAACAUCCGGUUCAUUUGUGCCGCGAAGGGACGACUACCCCCGCCACAAGAGCUGCCCGUGGUCCACCGCGCGGCCAUCAUGCUUGUCGUUUUCAUCUUCUCCUACCAGUUUCUUUGCUUUGACUUUGUUCACCGUCUACCUUCGCUCCGCUUUUCAUGUUUUACCGGUAGCCGCCUUCGGUUGCUUUUCCGAUUACAGCAUGUCAUGGUGUAUAUGCAUUGCAAAAGUAUCGUACUCGUAUGAAUGCAUGACAAAUUUCCUCAGCAUGAGAGAUAAAAUUUGUAAUGCGGAUUUACCUUAAAAAGAAGAUUUGUGAUGCAUGACAAUGCCUACGAGUGCAGUGCGAUACUUUUGCGCAGGAUAGUGCAACAACCACACAGAGGAGUCUUGCGUUCACGACUACACGUUUUCCGUUUCUCACUUCCAACGGAAACUGAACAAGUACUACCAGAAAAACCACCGACCACCGCUGCUCGAGGCGUAUUUUUUGAUAAAAACCCCGCAACCCUACCAAGCGGAGUUUUUGGAUGCGGAUUGCGCGCCGCCGUUGAUCAUGGCGCUGUUGCUCGUGUGCGAAGCGAGGAUGGAGUACGACAGUGGACAAGCGGUGCAGUUGUUUGAAUUGGCGAUGAACUACUUGCAGAACCGGGUUUCACCAGAACAAGCGUACAUUCUCACCAACACCGACACGUGGCCGUUUAAGAAAGCGGUUGCGAGAAUUCAGACCAUGAUGACGGAGCUGGAACAGCGCAAAUUGAAGAUCGAGGAAAAACUCGCGGUGCAAAAACAACCAAGAAUAAAGGUCGAUUUCGUGAUUUCCCACUGCAAAGAGCAAGAUUUGAAUUGGCUCGUCGAGGAUUUGACCCCGAUGCUUGUGACCGGGCAGUAUCAAAUGCAAAUAUGUCUGGGUCUGGUGGAAGGUUGGAACUUGUGAUGCUAACUUUGGACUCUAAAAAAAUCUGUAUUGCGUGACCAGCAAGAGGAGUCUAGUUUGUGCUACGCGGGGAGGGCAUUUGUCAUGCGGAGUAGGCAUCAGGAAGCCCGCUACAGAUCUGUGAUGCUAGGCCGUGCAUUACAGACAUCCUGGGUCAUGCAAAAUAUGCAUGACAAACCCUGCAACAUUCCAGACCCAGACGCUUUUGCAUUUUAUAGCCAGGCGAGGGAGACGAUUCAACCGAAGCUGCUCGUGUACGAAAAGUGUCACCAGGUGACGGAUGUCGGGAAGGUUUUUGAGCAAUGGAACAACUACCAGAAGAGCAAGGGAAAUGUGCAGAAAAUCGCAACAGAGAAUCCGUUUGACCUUGAUCCGAGCAGGAAUCCGGUGCAAGGUAGUUACGAGAUCGUCCCGACGCCUGACCCGUCCUUUGUUGUAUCAAAUGCAAAUAUGUCUGGGUCUGGAAGAAUGUAAGUUUGUCAUGCUUAUCUUUCACGACUCCUAACUUUGUGAUGCAUAAGCAGGAUGCUGAGAGUCUUUUGCCUGUCAUGCAAAAACUACGCAGUUUGCCAUGCAGAAAACGGAACACAUAGCAGCUCAAGAACUUGUCAUGCUUGGGUGCGUAUUGCAGUGCUUCCACCAUUCCCAAACCAGCAUCACAAGUUUCCAGACCCAGACAUAUUUGCAGUUGAUAUGUUGCCCGGGGAGACGAAUGCUCGGCGUACUUGAAACACAUCCGGAAUUCCUUCGGAGGAGGAGGAGGUUUUGCCCACGGUGACGAAAUGAAGUCGAACACGUUUGCCGACUUUACGUUUUUUCUCCACUCGGACCCCUGGGACCACAUGCACAAGGAAUUUAUGAGAGUGGACAACUAGUAUUUUUGCCACCUGAAGAUGAAGUCCCCGUCAUGUUGUGCGGAAGAGGAUACUAAGACCUAGGCACUUAUCUAAAGGAUCAUCAUGCACCAGGAGCUCGGCUCCCUGAUGAAAACAAACCGAAACUCACGCCCGCGAUUGUAGCUCUGGGAAAGAUGAAAGUGAUGAACGAAUUUGAAGAAAAACGUAUCGCAAGAAAAAAGUGUUACAGUUACACAUUGUGUUGCAGGCCAAGCAUGACAGACAAGCUCUGCCAUGCGGGAUAUGCAUAGGAGCCUCGUUUCAUAGGUGUUUUCCCGGAGGAUUUCUGCAUUACAAGUUUUCUCUCUCAUGCAGAGAAAUUUGUGUUGCUGAAUUCACUACAAAUGUUUAACUGUAACACUUUUUUCGGUGGAUAAAACGGAACAUCUUAUUAGUACAGCAAGAAGCGGAUUUGGAAAAGUUUGAAUUGAAGUAUAACCCGCUCAGGUGUUACAAUCUCAAACGUUACAAUAGAAUCUAGAAUUUGUGUUGCAAAAUGCGCAACAUCUGGCCUACUCCCACAGGAGCGCGCAUGACAAGUUUCGGAGCUCCAAACCCCAUGAGAAUCUGCCGAAAUUUGUAUUGCGAAAAGCCCGAUUCUCUGUUUGGUACUCAUGCUGUUCAUGCAACACAAAUUUCACAUUCUACUGUAACGUUUGAGAUUUACUGUAAUACGGAUCACCGUGUCCCUGAAAACAAACCGAAACUCACGCCCGCGAUUGUCUGGUAACCAAAUGCGUGCGCGCGCGCGCGCAGAGGUGGGCGCGCGCGCUCUGCGCGCUUGCGAUAUUGCUUAGCAAACGCAGCGCGAAGGCAGUUGCCGUUACCAUAUAGGGCAACCGCCGGGAGGCGUGAAGGUCAGGGAAAUGGCCAGAAAUGAAGCGGGAGAAGGGAAAAAAAGCGGACCAGAUGGGAAAAUGGCCAGGAGGUCAAAAAUGUCGCAAAAAUGGCAGAAACCAAGCGGGAGAAGGUGAAAAAAGAGCAUUUUUGCGGUUUGGCCCACUUGAUAUCUGAAAAAGAGACGGACUAUUUUUUGCUCCGCCCGGUGGCCAGCUGCGUUGGAGAAGCAGGCCCGCGACCUGUCCGGAAGCCUUGGGCCGCUUCGUAACUGGAAAAAGUUGGAAAAAAAUGACAAAAAAUUGCUUCAUAACGUGGGUGGAAGCAAUCGUCGGAUUUUGUCCAGAUCACCCGGGCCACUUUGAAAAUGAAAAAAGAUGAGAAAUUGCGCAAAAGCGCAAUCCUUCCGCAGGCUUCAAAACUGCCAGUCAGAUGCGGGCGGUAAAAAUGUCCAGGUCGCCGGGGCCACUUGGAAAAUAGAAAAAGACCACUUGGAAAAUAGAAAAAAGACUUGGAAAAUAGAAAAAGAUGAGUUUUCUAAAGGCUCCCUGAAAACAAACCGAAACUCACGCCCGCGAUUGAUAGAAGUCGCAAUACCAUAACCCAAGAAAUUUCUCAUGCGUUCAUGCUGUACAAAGCGCCGCUCUACCAUGAAUGACUCAGCAACACAAAUUCGCCGCGCGCUUCCAGACCCAGACAAAUUUUUGCAUUUGAUUCGCGUUCAACCCCCACGACUGGACGCACUAUCAAAAGGAAAAAUCCCCCCUCCGCGUCCCCAUAUCAAAAAUCGGAAAUCUGUGUUGCAGAUUUGUGGUCACACAUCAGCUUUCUCAUGCUAGAAGGCAGAAGAGGCGGACUGUAGUGCUGGGUGGCUUGGGAAAGCCUUGCAUCCUCAGCAUGACAUGAGGCAGCUGGAAGUGGGAAACAGCAUGACAAAUCGCCUGCAAUUAAGGCCGCGACUGCGUCGCUUGGCCUUCUAGCAAUACAAGGCGAAGACUUGUGUACUCAAAUACAGCAUCACAAGUUCCCCCUGAAAAAAACCGAAACUCACGCCCGCGAUUCCAGUUCUGGAAACUUGUAUUGCAGACACGGCUCCUGCUCCUCGCGGGCCUAAAUAUAAGAUAUAGCGUUUAAAUUUCUAACUUGUACGACCAACGAAGGGGAAUAAUGCUAAUGUGGCACGUCGAGUUCUUCUUGUCUUCUCUUCCAUACACUUCAUGUCCGUGAUUCUGUCCACCAUCGCCGCAAAAACUUUCGACAGCGAGAAAAACGGAUUCUUACACCUCAACGGCCCGCGACACGUCCGAACGCUGACGCCCUGCCUCCAGGCGGUGUCCGAGAAGAUUUUCGGUUUCCCAGUGAAAAACUCCGUCGGGCCGUACUGUUAUUCGAAGUAAAAACAUCCCCACCCCAGAGUUGUCAUGCAAAUCUGCAUGCCAAAAAAGUUUCUCUUGCGAAGCCCCAUGACGAGAAGCUUUUUCUAGUCGUGUUUUGGGAUUUGUGAUGCUAGAAAUAGCGUGAUAUGAUAGAUCUGUGAUGCUGCUGAACUAGCUGAACAGGAUCACACUACGAGGGCGAACUUGUCAUGCGAAACAACCAAAGUUGGCUGAUUUGUCUAGCAGAUAUUCCCAUCUUCAACACUCUGGUACUAUGGGGACGCUUUUACUCAGGAUAACUGUUGUGCCCAGUUCAUGGUGACGAAGGAGCGCAUUCUGAAGAGGCCGCAAAGCUUCUACAGCAACAUGCUAACCAUGGUAAAUGGGACCAUGACUGAAGAUUUGUGUACCAGUAGCAAAACCGCGCGGUCGACGCAUUGCUACGGAAUGGAAUUCCUCUGGCACCUGGUGUUUUCCGACUUAUCUAACGAGGAACUCCAGUAUCUGAACGAACAGGGAUCUUUAGUGCAGCAGCAACUGCAUAUGACAGUGCACAACUCCCCCUGCUCCCCCUCAUUUGUAAUGCAAACUGUCAAGAAAUCAAGUCGCUGCCUUGUGGCACUGUUUGCAUGACAAAGUCCGGAACAAACCCAAACAGCACUACAUUAGAGCCAUACAUUUGUCAUGCAUAGACUUCAUGCUUGCUCGCGUGUGUAUUGCUGCUCAUGCCAUACAAAUGAAGGGGAGCAGCGGGAGUUGUGCACUCUCAUACUGCAAAAAAACGAGUUACAACUGACUGACGAAGUCGAGCAACAACAGGCGAUGAUUGACUCGGUGUUCGACCCCCCAUUAUGCAUUGCAAAUAUGUCUAGGUAUGGGAACUACUUGUGAUGCUGAACAGUGGAUGGUGAAAACACUUUCGAAUAGUACAGCCAAGCAUGACAAGUUUGCAGAACGCCUUCUGAUGUUGCACAGUUCGCAUGACAGCCUCCUGCAGCGUUUUUGUAAAUGUAAUGACAAAAAAGGCCGCUGGGGGUCAUGCAAUACAGAAUCCACAUGAAUGUAAGACCAGCAUUGCAAGCUGCAACUUUCCAGACCCAGACAUAGUUGCACUUCAUAUCAAUUACGCCCGGACGACUGGUCGUUGCCGAUUCAGUUCCGGCUCAAGUUUGGGGUGGAGCACGCGAAAAAGGAUUGGAAUGACGUCGUUUUAUCGCCCAACGUCCCGAAAAAAAUCGUGACGAGACAAGACUGGAAUGGGAACGAAUUUGUCUACACACUCGGCGGAGAGCAGCACGUCGCGAGCUUGAGCGGGAAAGGCAACAGCAGUCCGGCGGGAAGCGCGAGUGGGAUCCAGAAUCAAGCGCAACUACAGCAACCACAACAUCAAGCCUUGGGAUCAUCCGGAUCUGCAGCUUCUUUGCCGCCAAUAUCGGUUAGGCCAGUAAGUAGUGACACAACUACUAGCGCAGGAACUGGAACUACAGCUUCCGUUGGUGCUUCAUCUUCUUUGAGUGCUGCGCAACAGCAACUGAGAAACGCGAAUGCCGCUGCUAGUAUGUUGAACCAACAGUUCUGAUAGAUAGGUUUGCUUGAGAGCCUGCAUGAAAAGCAAAAAUUACAGCGAGGCACGAAAAGACUUUUAUACCGAUGAUAGUGAUCAACAGUAGACGAGACUGUAGGUCUCACAGUUGGCCCAGGAGUGUUGUUGAGUGAGUUCCUCUACUACUGCAGCUUUCAGCAAUACGUUUGAGAGUACAGUUUGAGCUUGUUCUUAUGUGGUUUGAAGAAAUAGACCAGGAUUUUGGAUUUGCGACACCUUUGUGGAAAAAAAAUGUUCGUAUGAUCCACCACAUAGUUAAAGUUUUCAAAAAAUGCUCUCCAGGACCAAGCUUACCACUAUUAGCCCCUGUAGCCACAUCAUUUUUUUCUGCUUGUUUUCGUGUGCAUCUUCUUUCUGAAUUGAGUAGUUUACUUUAUUUUUUUUCCUUUUUUUUCUCCGACCCUAGAACUUUUUUCCGUCUUGUUGUGUGGUUUGAUUGAUCUGUAGUUUUUAUUUUCGACGUUCGGUGUCAUGGUCUUGCACAUGCUCUUGGUCACGUCUCAAAAAGAGAAGGACUACUACAAAUUCAGCCCGCGUUCUACGGAUUCCAAUUCUUUGCCAUGAGCUGUUAUUAAACUUAAAGCACGACUCUGCCUUUCCUCGCCACCGAUCACUUGAAGCAU